GCACAAUCUUGGCCGUGUGACGUAGUUUGGGCUGUAUCUGUACUAAAUUUAAGGACUUCCUUCUCUCGACUUCUAUGGUACUGGCAUAUACGAGAGGCCACAGAAACUACUCUAAGGUCGCGCAUCAGAUCAGCACAUCAUCCUUUCUCCUUUCUUCAACCUUUAACAUCCAUCAUCAUGUCUGGAGCAUCUGCUGUCUCACUCAUCAACCCCAACUCCGAAGUUGCUCGUCGUGGCCAGGCCCUGCAAUUGAACAUCAAUGGCGCUGUUGGUUUGAUGGAGGUCGUUCGCUCCAACCUUGGUCCCAAGGGAACUAUCAAAAUGCUAGUUAGCGGUGCUGGCGAUAUCAAACUUACUAAGGAUGGCAAAGUCCUCUUAAGCGAAAUGCAAAUCCAAAACCCGACCGCAGCCAUGAUCGCACGCGCAGCAACUGCUCAGGAUGAAAUCACUGGAGAUGGCACUACUUCGAUCGUUAUGCUCGUAGGGGAGUUCAUGAAGCAGGCCGAUCGCCACAUUUCUGAAGGCCUUCAUCCUCGUAUCAUUACAGAGGGAUUCGAGCUUGCUAAAAAGGAGUCGCUCUUGUUCCUGGAUACAUUCGCUGUCAAGAAAGAAAUUGAUCGCGAACUCCUUCUUUCCGUCGCCCGCACCUCUCUCCGUACUAAAGUCCACCGUGCAUUGGCCGAUACUCUCACAGAGGCUGUAGUGGAUGCUGUCCUUACUAUCUACCGCGAAAAUGAACCCAUUGAUCUGCAUAUGGUGGAGAUCAUGGCGAUGCAGCACAGGAGCGAAACCGACACACGUCUUGUUCGUGGAUUGGUCAUGGAUCAUGGUGCAAGACACCCUGACAUGCCCAAGAAGGUUAAGGAUGCAUAUGUUCUUACUCUCAAUGUUUCGUUGGAAUAUGAGAAGAGUGAGAUCAAUUCUGGGUUCUUUUACAGCUCUGCAGAGCAGAGAGAGAAACUGGUUGAAUCCGAACGUAAAUUCGUGGAUGAAAAGCUCAAGAAAAUCGUUGAUCUUAAGAAGCAGGUAUGCGGUGAUUCAGGCAAGGGAUUUGUCAUCAUCAACCAGAAAGGCAUCGAUCCCCUUUCACUCGAUGUUUUGGCCAAGAAUGGAAUCCUCGCUCUGAGACGUGCAAAGAGAAGAAACAUGGAGCGCAUGCAGCUGAUCUGCGGCGGUAUUGCUCAGAACUCGGUCGAUGACCUUUCGCCUGAGGUUUUGGGUUGGGCCGGAACCAUUUACGAGCACACAUUGGGCGAAGAAAAAUUUACAUUUGUUGAGGAUGUCAAGGAGCCUAGCUCAGCCACCAUUCUUAUCAAAGGACCAAACCCACAUACGAUUCACCAGACCAAGGACGCCAUCCGUGAUGGUCUUCGUGCAGUUAAAAACACACUGGAGGAUGGCUUAGUAGUACCAGGUGCAGGAGCAUUCCAAGUCGCUCUCCACUCACACCUUCUCAAAUUCAAAGACACAGUCAAAGGUCGUGUCAAAGCUGGUAUCACCUCCUUUGCUGAGGGCGUUUUGGUUAUCCCAAAGACACUUGCCUCAAACGGCGGUUUUGACCCCAUGGAUGUCAUCAUAACCAUGCAAGAAGAAUAUCAAGACGGUCACAUUGUAGGCGUUGAUCUUCAAAGUGGAGAAACAUUAGACCCCGUUGCGGAAGGUAUUUGGGAUAACUACCGUGUUGUUCGUAAUAUGAUUCAGAAUGCAUCUGUAAUCGCAACCAACUUUUUGCUGGUUGAUGAGAUGAUGAGAGCUGGACGUUCUUCAUUGAAGGCUGACAAUGGCAUGGAAUAAGUUAGACAAUCAUGGCCUAAAAAUUGGGUGUCAUAAAGUACAAGGCGAUGCAAAUUUUAUUUCGUAUUACAAUAAGCUGUAAAAAAUAAAGAGAAA
Molecule: messenger RNA, 1890 nt
Organism: Lobosporangium transversale
Lineage: Eukaryota; Fungi; Mortierellomycota; Mortierellomycetes; Mortierellales; Mortierellaceae
Product: T-complex protein 1 zeta subunit
Exons: 6
Coding region: 178-1794 (538 amino acids)
Biological process (GO): protein folding
Cellular component (GO): chaperonin-containing T-complex
Molecular function (GO): ATP-dependent protein folding chaperone; ATP binding; ATP hydrolysis activity
Source: RefSeq, a predicted model, not a curated record